UCUGGACUUCUUCGUGCUUCUAUUUUAUUUUGUGCAAUUCAUUUUCUGAAAUGAUAUUCUAUUUUUACUGUUUUGAAAUUGUUCAUCUGGUUUGGCAAGUUAUGGAAAAUCUGUUGGGUACAACAAAUUCGAAAACAACAAUCAACACGGUGUGCCGCCGUGUUCCCGCGAUUGAAAUGUUAUCAUCUUCAAUUUUUAUCAAGGGCGCAAUUCCAACAGUAGCCGGUGAUCGGAGAAACUGCCCCCAAAUUCCUAUCAUUCGAGCUGGUUCAUUAGCCUCCGCUAAAUAUGAUAACGAUACCAAUGAACACUAUUUCUGCAGGAAGUCGGCUAAUUACUGGGACAAGUUCUACAAGCGCCAUAAGAACAAGUUUUUCAAGAACAGGCACUACCUGGAGAAGGACUGGGGCAAUUAUUUUUCGGUUACGGAUGAUGAUGUUAAUGCGAAGGUUCUUUUAGAGGUGGGCUGUGGAGCUGGGAACAGUCUCUUUCCCCUCAUUGCUGCAUAUCCUAAACUCUUUGUUCAUGCUUGUGAUUUUUCCCUCCAGGCUGUAACUCUUGUUAAGUCGCAUUCAAAUUUCAGUGAAGCCCAAAUAAAUGUAUUCCUCUGUGAUGUUGCAAAUGAUGACCUCACUGAGAAAGUUCUUCCAUCCUCUGUUGAUGUUGUUACCUUGAUUUUUAUGUUGUCUGCAGUUUCUCCGAAUAAGAUGCUUUCAGUGGUACAAAACCUUAAGGAUGUACUAAAGCCAAAUGGUCACAUUCUUUUCAGAGAUUAUGCUGUUGGAGAUUCUGCUCAAGCGAAAUUAGAGAACAAGAACCAGAUGAUCAGUGAUAAUUUUUAUUUUAGAGGGGAUGGCACGUGCUCGUUUUAUUUCUCCGAGGAUUUCUUGUCCAGUUUGUUCAUAAGAGCUGGCUUUAACAUUGUGGAUAUGAACACAUACUGCAGACAAAUGGAGAAUCGUUUUCAUAAUAUUUCAGUUCAGCGCCGUUGGAUUCGUGCCAUUUUCAGCAAGCCAUGAUCACAAGCUUCCUUAUUCCGUUCUUAUAUGAAUGGAGACCAGAUUGGCAGCUAGCUAACUACUGAAAGCACGAGGUUAUUACAAGUAGUCAUUUGUUACAUUAUUUGGUCGUCACUCCAUGUAUCAUUUGACAAAUAAUUGAUAUUUUUUCCUUUGUCCUAGUCGUCGUCUUCGUCGACACGAGCCUGCUUUUUCAGGUGCUUACUCCUGGAACAUGCCUAGAAUUGGCUCAUUUUGCGGUUUCGCGUGAACGAACCUCAGAUGGUUCUUUUAUUUGUGGUCAUUUGUACCCUUGAAUGGACUAAUUCUUUUUGUAAUUCAUAAUGCAAAUUCUCUUGUUUGUUUUGUCUUUUCUAAAAUUACCCAAAAGUGUGUUUAUACUGACAUUAUAAUUUUACUUAUAAUCAUAUUUGUGUAAAUUGUAAUC
Molecule: messenger RNA, 1446 nt
Organism: Olea europaea var. sylvestris
Lineage: Eukaryota; Viridiplantae; Streptophyta; Magnoliopsida; Lamiales; Oleaceae
Exons: 9
Coding region: 51-1019 (322 amino acids)
Source: RefSeq, a predicted model, not a curated record